Silurus meridionalis is the source of this 3710-nucleotide messenger RNA. RefSeq names its product potassium channel tetramerization domain containing 16b (gene kctd16b). Gene Ontology annotation, biological process: regulation of G protein-coupled receptor signaling pathway; protein homooligomerization. Lineage: Eukaryota; Metazoa; Chordata; Actinopteri; Siluriformes; Siluridae. The record is from RefSeq and is a predicted model, not a curated record. Gene Ontology annotation, molecular function: protein binding. The transcript is spliced from 3 exons. Gene Ontology annotation, cellular component: presynaptic membrane; postsynaptic membrane. Bases 1905 to 3212 code for a protein of 435 amino acids.
UUAAACGUAUUCAGCUGUGUACGAUACAGCAGGUGUGUUACAAUGCAUGAGAAAGAGCUUUUGGGUUUGUUUUUGCUUACCAGCUAAACAAAAGACCUGAAUCUAGUCACAGCAUGUUGUAUGAAAAAAACGUAGUGCACACGCAUUUUUUAAGCACAACCAAUAUCCACUCUAUAAUCCCCAUUUUCCUGACUCAGGCUUUCUAAUUAUAUCUUACAAUAGAAACAAUUCUAUAACUAAUUCCUAAUUUCUGGAGAUUGAUUAGACUUAAUUCUGAUCAAUUGCUAUAAAGCGAGAUCUUGGUGGUCUCAGAGCAUAACUAAUCUAAUAAAUUUUGUCAUUAAUUUUCCUUUUGGCUCACAUUUCAUAUUCAUGACAUUUGGCAGACACCCGUAUCCAGAGUGACUAAAAAAUGAGCAGUUGGGGGUUUAGGGCCUUGCGCAGGGGUUUGGUGGUGCUGGGAUCUGAACUCAUGGCUUUCUGUUUCAAAGUUCAAUGCCUUAACCACUGAGAUACUACCCCUUACCUUCUCCUCAAGUGAGUUCACCGGGUGCAAUACUAACUCUGUGGAGUUAAAUAGAGCAGUGAGCAUCCUGCACUACUAUCGCACAACAUCUAGAAAGGCGAACCAGUCAACGAAUCACUAUCGGUCAGUCUAAAGAGGUGAUUAAUAUUUUAGUUGAAUUAAAAAUGUAUGGAGUUGGAUAAAGACUUUAUGAAGAUUAAUGAUGAUAUAUACAGUUCAGUGAGACCCAGAGCAUGCUGAACCUGCCCCUCUGAACGAGGCAUGACUGAGCUGACUUACACAUUAAUGCCCUUUUAGAGGAAGUAAUAAGCAGAAGAUGAAGAUGAAGAUUAGAUUCUGCAGGGAUUCUUUUUAGUGUUUAUGAAGAUAUUUUCGGAGCCCCGGCGGGGGUUCAAGUGUCUCUGUCCGUGGUGCUGAAAUGGAAAGUAGUGUGUUUGCUUGCUGCUGUUGUGAUGCCGAGACAAGUUUCCAAAAUUCAUCAAACCAGCCAAAAGAUGGAGAAAAAAAAUCAGUGCAAUAACAUAAAUCAUAAAAAAAAACCAUAAAACAUGAAAAUGUGCAAGCAGAAGCAAGUCGACCCCUGAGAAUCUAAACCAGCGUUAUAGCGCUCAUCAUGAAUAUGAAGUGAACUGGAUUUACACAACACUAUAACACAAAAAAGACGAAUAUCAAAGCCAGAAAGAGAUCAGAGAUCCAGGCUCGUGCGUGUCAGAUUGCAUCCGGUCCGCGCGCCUACUCCUUUAAGAUGAUGUAAUUCCUCAUAAACCAUUAUGGUUUUUUUUCCUUCUUCCUAAACCGCUGAGGAAAUAUCAGCUGGGGCUUUUUUUUCUCCUCUUUCCUUUUUUCUUUUCUGUUUUUUUUAGACUGGCACCACCCUGAGCGGGAAGAGGGAGCUCGAUGCGCUCUCUCGUGCUUCUCCACGACGGUGGGCGCCGGCACGUACGUACGUCGGAGGAGAGAGAGAGAGAGAGAGAGAGAGAGAGAGAGAGAGAGAGAUGCUAAUCCACAUGAGGAGCAUCAUGUCGAACAGAGCAGGAGUGAUGCUGGCUCCGGCUCUCCUCAGGACACACAAACCUGAGCCAGGAUGCUGUUCGGAAAACCAGACACCGGAGCGAGAUUCUUUCCUAAUUCUGCACUCAGACGUCUGUGAAGCUCUCCUGAAGCCCACUCGAAGCUCUGUUGAAAUCCUCUUUCAUGAUCGCGUAGAGCUUUUUUUUUUUUUAAUUCAGAUAUAUGGAGGCUUUUUUUCCCUUCCCAUUUUCCCGUCAUCGCAGAUUUCAUCCUUAAACCUGAACAUUUUAGGGAGGAGUCUCGAGACUAAUAAUAAUUAUUAUUAAUAAUAAGUGUUAUUAUAAUUAUUGUCGUUAUUUCUUCCCUGAUGACUGAAACUAUGUCUUUAAGUGGGAACUGUAGGACUCAACCCGCGACCAAAGAGCCACCAUGCGCCCCGAACUGCUUUCCAGAUGUUCUGGAGCUUAAUGUGGGGGGUCAGGUGUAUUACACCCGCCACGCCACACUCCUGAGCCACCCCGGAUCCCUGCUCGGCAAAAUAUUCUCUCCAAAGAGCCCCGCGGUGCCAGACCUGGCUCGAGACCCCAAGGGUCGGUAUUUCAUCGACCGUGAUGGCUUCCUGUUCCGCUACGUGCUGGACUUCCUGCGGGACAGACAGGUGGUGUUACCUGAGCACUUCCCUGAGAAAGCUCGCCUGCGGAAAGAGGCGGAAUACUUCCAGCUGCCCGACCUGGUGAAGCUCCUAACGCCCGAGGAGGUGAAGCCCAGCCCGGACGAGUGUGCUCACAGCGACUACGAGGACGGCUCAUUGGGAGGCGACCAGCGCGCGUGCCCGCCGCCGUCCCUCGUGCCCGCCGACCGGAAGAGCGGCUUCCUCACGGUGGGCUACCGCGGCUCGUGCACGGCCGGCCGCGAGAGCCAGGCGGACGCGCGGUUCCGGCGCGUGCCGCGCAUCAUGGUGUGCGGUCGCAUCGCGCUGGCCAAGGAGGUGUUCGGAGACACGCUGAACGAGAGCCGCGACCCGGACCGCACUCCCGAGCGCUACACGUCGCGCUUCUACCUCAAAUUCAAGCAGCUCGAGCGCGCCUUCGACGUGCUCUCCGAGUGCGGCUUCCACAUGGUGGCGUGCAACUCGUCCCUCACCGCCUCCGUGCUCAGCCAGACCACCGACGACAAGAUGUGGUCCAGCUACACCGAAUACGUCUUUUACCGUGGAUCAUCUCGCUGGUCCUCGCCGCCUUGUGACUGCUGCUGCAAAGGCCACAAGGGUGAAGGCGAUGGUGAGAGCGGCACCUCCUUCAACGAGCUCUCCACCUCUAGCUCAGAGAGCCAAUCAGAAGCCAGUUCCCCUCAGGGUACGGUCAUUCGGGGUCCUGUCAGCCGACAAGCUCGCGUCCAAACGCUCGACCGACCACCCAAGAAAGAAAGGCCAGGAGGUCAGCUCCUGCAGCAGCAGCAAUCCGAGCAGCGGCGCAAGAGCGAUCUCCUCCGUACGCUUACCAGCAGCUCACGGGACACCAGCGGCAGCAAGAAACGACCCACAAAGGAGAAGAUGAGCGUGGAACAGGAGCUGGAGAAGUGCAUCCAGGACUUCCAUAAGAUCAAGAUCCCUGAGCACUUCCCAGAGCGCAAGUACAUGUGGCAGGCCGACCUUCUCCGCAAGUACCGCCUUUGAGCGAAGGGGAAAUAGUUCUUUUAGGAUAAUUAGGAAUUUGGACCAAUUUGGAAGGAGGACUCUGAAGCUAUGAGGUGUGCGGAUGCACGAAUUCUUCUCCACUGCCUCAGAUCUGCGGGUCUUCUGUGUAACUGCCAGUUUCACUCCGGAUUGCUUGAAGCUCAUGUGUAUUGUUAAAAAAGCACAAUUGUUGGAUUUUCAUUUAUUUAUUUAUUUAUUUAUUUAUUUAUUUAUGUGUUUUGGCUUGCCAGCUUGUACGCAGCACGAAUAUGUCCGUUUGUGACCUUGACAGCAUUAGAGGUCACAUUCAGAUGGUCCAGAGGUCGGUGGCGGACGUGCAUCCGUGAAUCAUAAAUAAUUCAUCCCGUCUCUAUUGUGUCCUCUCUAAAAAUAGCCAGCGUUUUGUUGCGCGCCAGAGCCAGGGUUUCAUUUCAGCACUUCGAGAAGCACAGAGGACUAAAUGUUUCCUUCUAUCUGCUUUCCUGAAACGACAUCACG